AUGUUCUACUGCCGGUGGGACUUUUGCCCGCACACGUUCGCCUCGACGGCGGCGCUGGCGGAGCACGUCCGCGAGCACAUCGCGCGCGAGCAGCCAGUCUAUGUGCCCCCCUCGGCGCGCCACCUCGGCCCCGACGGCGUGUGGACCGUCGACGACAGCUGGUCCCUCUCCAUGAGCGUCGACUCGACAGGCCCUUCCCUCUCCAUGCCCUCCACUUCCGCACCCGGCCCGUCCGGAUCCGCGGUAGCCGACGUAGGCGACCUGUCUUCCUCGGGCGUCUCGGGGCUGUCCUCUGACGUUGCUUCUGGUCUUGCCCCCGCGCUCGCGCCCGGACUGCAGGUCGGAGGAGGAUUGGGCGCGGGAUUGGGACAGGCCAACCUCGGCGCCGCGCUCACUGGAUCCGGAUACGGACUGGGUGCGGCUUUCUUCGCCCCCAUUUCGUCGCUUGGCGGGUUCGACGACAUGCCCCCUCCCCCGCCGCCCGAGGCGAAUGACACCAUGUUCGCAGACUUCCUGCGCUCGCCCUCGCCCCGACGCGCUGCUCAGCAUCAGGCCCUUGCGCCGCAGCAGAUGCAGAGCCUCAGCCAGGCUAGCCUCCACUUCUCCCAGCAGAUGCAGAGCACGCCUGCCGACGCUGCUGCUAGCCAGAGCUCGGCGGCUGCUGUGAGCCCUCCGACUGAUGGUCCGCCGCAGACACAAUGGGGAUGA
Trichosporon asahii var. asahii CBS 2479 is the source of this 708-nucleotide messenger RNA. RefSeq lists its product as uncharacterized. The record is from RefSeq and is a predicted model, not a curated record. Bases 1 to 708 code for a protein of 235 amino acids. The transcript has a single exon. NCBI's taxonomy places the organism in Eukaryota, Fungi, Basidiomycota, Tremellomycetes, Trichosporonales, Trichosporonaceae.